Closterium sp. Naga37s-1 is the source of this 429-nucleotide messenger RNA. The record is from the annotation of a GenBank genome assembly. NCBI's taxonomy places the organism in Eukaryota, Viridiplantae, Streptophyta, Zygnematophyceae, Desmidiales, Closteriaceae.
AUGCUUGUUUUUCCCAUUUCCUUUAUCGCCGUGGGACGGGAUUGCUGCGGGGCGCAGUGGUGGGAGAAGAGCGAUUGGACGGGGUACAAGGAGCUGGGCGCGGAGAAGUCGGGCAGAAACGAUCAAGGAGAUAGCUGGUGGGAGAAGUACAACGGCAAGGGGUGGACGGAGAAAGGGUCGCACAAGUACGGGCGGUCCAACGACCAGUCGUGGUGGGAGAAGUGGGGCGAGCAGUACGACGGCCAGGGCAUGGUGCUCAAAUGGACGGACAAGUGGGCGGAGAAGGACGACGGCACCAAGUGGGGCGACAAGUGGGAGGAGCGGUUCACGUCGGGGGUGGGGCACAGACAAGGGGAGACCUGGCACGUCGAGAACUCAGGCUCCCGCUGGUCGAGAACAUGGGGCGAGGAGCACUUCGGGGAUGGGUAA